Messenger RNA from Kluyveromyces lactis, 3387 nucleotides. It is a transcript of the gene MDM1, whose product is annotated as Mdm1p. The transcript has a single exon. Gene Ontology annotation, molecular function: phosphatidylinositol binding. NCBI's taxonomy places the organism in Eukaryota, Fungi, Ascomycota, Saccharomycetes, Saccharomycetales, Saccharomycetaceae. The record is from RefSeq and is a predicted model, not a curated record. Bases 1 to 3387 code for a protein of 1128 amino acids. Gene Ontology annotation, cellular component: intracellular membrane-bounded organelle.
AUGCCCAGUUUCAAGUGGCAUGUUUUGUUCGUGGUUCCCUUCUUCUUGGGGUGGGGGGAGUGUUUGUUUGUCCUAUCGGUUGCGUCUCUUUUGUCAAUCAUUUGGAUAUAUCUUGCAUUAAAUGAACAACCUCGGGUGCUCCCAACAAAACCAACGCUAAGGUUCACAGGUGAUAAACCUAUUACCAAAACUUCAGAUGAUGAUAAUUUUGCCGGUCAAGAAGCCUUGUUCCCCAAUAACGAAGCAUUAUCAAAAGAAAUUGAUAUCUUACUCAAUAACAUCAUCAGCAAUUUCAUUUUAUCCUGGUUUGGAUCAAUCAGUGAAUCAGACAAAUUUCCCAAUACUGUGAAAUCGGUGUUAAAAGAGGCCAUAAUACGAUUUUCGAUUGCUCUCUCAGAUGUUGACCUUUGUGAGUUGAUGAUUUUAAGAAUACUACCUUUAUUGACGAAACAUUACACUACCUUCUAUAUAUCUCAAGAGAGCAUCACAAGUAGCGUUGCUAUAGACAAACCUGAACAAAAUGUGGAUUUAGCUGUAGCAGUGGAAUUCAAUAAGCAGUACCGUAUCCAUAAGGAUCUAUCUCUCACUUUGAGUCAGGAAAGUCUUUCUGAGGAUGUACAAAAUUAUUCCCGGAAAAGAGCUAAAGAGUUGCUAUCGAUUCUUGUUGAUCCCAAGGAGUUAGAAUCACCUUUUGUCAGGACAAUUCUAAGAGAAGUUGUGGCGUGUUCGGUUCUUCAGCCACUCGUUUCAAGGAUUGCGACUCCAGAUUUCUGGAACACUAAAUUGAUCGAUAUUUGUUCUCAAGUCUUAAAGGAAAGGUCCCAAGUCACCGAGCUCCGAGCUGUACUAUCUAAAACGAUUGAAGCUGAUGAUGAAAAUUGUCUGGAUAAUGAAAGUCUUGCGAAAAGUGGUACUAUUGAUGUAACGAAUGUUCAUGGAACAGAUGAUGAUUACGAAUGUUUCUUAAAGCAGUUGAGUUGUCUCACGGAAGUCAGCCAAUUAAAUAUCCUCAAGGUUAAGUUAUGGAUUGAUGCACUACAAAUACGAUGCGUACCGAAUGAAGGAGAAGUAUCCUCAAAGUCUUUUCAAAAAAAGCACGCUUUGUUUAAUAAGAGGAUUGAAUUGGCAUUGAAUCUAAUAUACAGCAAGCUUGCAUAUCUAAGCCCAAAUGACCCACAGAGUAACCAGGCACACGAUAAUCUAGAGCAGCAAUUACAAUCCUUUGAGAAGUUUGUGGAAACGGUCACUGUUCAAGAUGUGCUUACGAAUGUUUCCUCUUUGAAGUUCUUUUCGGCAUUCCUUGAACCACAAACAGAUCAAUCAGGAAUAAUUGCUUUACAGCUGUGGUCCUUUAUCGAAAGGAAACGGAAUCCGUUAGAAGAUAUAUCUAAUGAUGAGAUACAAAUUGAUACUUCCAAAAAUGGCAAUAAACAUUUAAGAGAACUUGAGCAACAAUUUUUCAGCUCUCCUAUUUCUCGAGCACACAUUGAGGAAUUGGAUUCUAAUAGCGUCAAAACGAUUAUUGAUUUUUUGAAGGAAAGGGAUGAUACUCCUUCCGUAACAGAGUCACAGUUUGACAAAUCAGUAGAGGCUCGUAGAUGCAUGUUGUUGUUACAGAAAUCGGCUCUUAAAAUAUUAGCCGAAAAAUGGUACCCUAUAUUCAAAGACUCUGAUAAUUUUUAUCAGAUGUUGGCUGAUAGCGAUUUUAUAAAGGCUCAUAAUAUAGCCACUCAAGCGUCAAAUACUUUGAACAAUGAUUUUCCAACGGACACCGUGAGGGUAAUCACACAUGGUAAUUUAGGCAAAGCGUUAGAUGACAUUUUAAACAAUAACGAUGUGAGCACCACCGAUGCUAUUUCAAGUUUGAAAACUCCUAAGAAAUCGUACUCUAAUAUUUUCGGUGCGCGAGAGAAAUCUUUGUUCGAUGAUGAACUAUUUGGAGAUACCUCCGUACAAGAGGACGAAGAAACCUCUGAAUUGAACUCGGUAUCGUUUUACCCUUAUUCGAUUGCAAACAGUAGUCUAGAAAGCUUGAACGGAUCAAGCAAGCAGGAAAAUGGCAGUUAUAAUGAUACGUCUAUCUUGAAUUCUUUAAAUUUGAAGGAGGAAAUAGGUAAUUUGGUUUUAUCAAUUGAUACACUUAAAAAGCAGCUGGAGCUUCUACAUCAUUUGAUAUUGAAGGCGGAGCUAACUAAUAAUCAAACGAGACUGAUAUUGUUGAAGAAAUCGGAAAGAACACUUAGAAGAGAACUGGAAUACAAAGAAUUGCUUAAACAACAGCAUAUGGUUCAUGAGAACGCUAAUAUUUUAUAUGGCAGGGCAAAACUUUGUAUUAAAUCUUAUUUGACUGAUGUGUCUCUUGAAGAUGGUAAAGAAACUGUUUACUAUUUGAUAAAUGUACAGCAUAUCUUCAACAACCAGUUAGUUACGUGGGAUAUACCUCGAAGAUUCAGCGAAUUCUACAGGUUGAACUCCUACUUGAAGAAGAAGUAUCCGGGGGUGGUAAGCUAUUUGCAAAAUUCUAAUGGCUUCCCGGAGAGAGUAAAAAUGUCAUUAAAGUAUCAUGUAUCGAAAACAUUAUUGUAUGAAGAAAGAAGAAAAAGACUCGAAUACUACAUGCAGGAAUUGUUAAAAAUACGUGAGGUUUGUCAAGAUGAAUACUUUAGAAAAUAUUUGACGGAUGUUUCCAACACUUUUAAGGUUAAAGAGAAUUUGGAAGAAGAUGUUGAGGAUAAGAGAAGAUCAAUGGUUCUUUUAAAGACGGACAACACCGUUGGAGAAGUUACAAAUGUAUCAGCAGGGAGAUUUGAUGAUCCCAAAAGUUUCUCAGAUGAAUUAGAUUUCUUUGAGGACGAGAGAAAUUUCCAUUCGGGAGCAAAUGGUAGCAACAAUACAGGAACCUUAGUGAAACCCAUAUGUGAGUUGUUCAUUUCUUUUUUUGCUCUAAACCAGUCCAAUACCGGUUGGCUAAGAGGAAGGGCUAUCAUAGUUGUAUUACAAAGAUUAUUGGGUAGCACUAUUGAGAAAUAUAUCAAAGAUGUUAUACAACGAAUCAGAUCACCAGAGAAAGUAACACUCCUUAUCUCUAAACUUAAUUCCAUACUUUGGGUAGAUGAUAUAUUCUUCAAGAGCAGCAGCAUUCCACAGCCAUCAGCCAGGACCGAAGGUGAAAUUAUCCGAACCAGUACAGAAUCGCAGGCGAUGCUUGAAAGGUUUAUGGUAGAGACUUGCGGGAAAGUGGUCGGCACAAUGUAUGCGAGCAAUGCAGGAUAUAGAUUACAUUCAAUGCUACAGAACGAGUAUUUAAAUGUUAGUUUGAUGCUCGAGAUUAUGGAUGUCAUGUUUGAUGAGAUUAAACGAAUUCAAUCCAAGUCUCCAGGUCCAUAA